Microplitis demolitor is the source of this 891-nucleotide messenger RNA. Its product is annotated as sperm-associated antigen 7 homolog. The coding region runs from base 189 to 872 and encodes 227 amino acids. Lineage: Eukaryota; Metazoa; Arthropoda; Insecta; Hymenoptera; Braconidae. The transcript is spliced from 5 exons. The record is from RefSeq and is a predicted model, not a curated record. Gene Ontology annotation, molecular function: nucleic acid binding.
UAGCUUUCUGUCGACUUGUGGUGUAUAUGAGAACUAAUAUAACGCUUUGCAUAGAAACAAUAAAAACUAAGAUACUCGAUUCGUAAUUUCUUGCUCAUGAUAAAUAAUGAACUUUAUGACAGCGUAAAAAUCACACUUUAUUGGUAUUUUUAUUGAUUCAAAUAAUUACUGUUGUUAAUACAUUCAAAAUGGAUUUACUUGGAUCUAUACUGAGUUCAAUGGAUACACCACCGGUGGUUAGUGAAAAACAAAAGGCAUAUUUAAAAAGACAACGCGAUGACCAUCAAAAACAACAGAAAAUGGAAGUUGAAAGACUCAGAAGCUUUCGUGAACAGGUCGAACAAAAUGUCAAUAAAUUUUUAAAAGAUGACAGUAGAAAACAAUAUAAGCUUUCAUCGAUGGAUCAAGUGCAUCGCAGUAUUGUAUAUGACGUAGCUGAAGUUGCCAAUGUAUUAGCCCACUCAUUUGGAGAAGAAGGAGUUGAUAGACAUAUUAUAUUGUUCAAAAAGGAAUACGCUCCUUCAGAGGAUCAUUUAAAUGUUUUACGUCGUGGUGAAGAGUGGAAUGACGAAAUCGCUAAAAAAUUACAAGAUGAAAAAUUAAGACAAGCGAAAGAAGAAGAAGAAGAAAUUUGUUACUCAAAAAAACGUAAAAAUGAUUUUAUUCCAAAUACAAAUUACAAAGAUAAGUAUAAACAUAUUAUUGGUGAAGAAGUUGCUUUAGAGGCUGCAAGAAAGACGGAGGCCAAUAGCAGCUAUGGAUGUGUUCCUAGUGAAAAUAAAAAAGAUCAAAGAAGUAUAGAGCAAACCCUUGCUGACAUUAAAGCAAAAAAGAAAAAAAUAGAGGAAGCAAACCAGCAACUAUCACAAUAAAUUAAAUAAUUUAACUCUA